Molecule: messenger RNA, 1356 nt
Organism: Pocillopora damicornis (cauliflower coral)
Lineage: Eukaryota; Metazoa; Cnidaria; Anthozoa; Scleractinia; Pocilloporidae
Product: synaptotagmin-5
Biological process (GO): calcium-ion regulated exocytosis
Cellular component (GO): plasma membrane; exocytic vesicle
Molecular function (GO): phosphatidylserine binding; calcium-dependent phospholipid binding; SNARE binding
Source: RefSeq, a predicted model, not a curated record
GUCAGAGUGUUGGAAUAGAAAUCUUUUCAAGAAAGCAAUUAAUCGUUUCGCUUGGUAGAUUUUUCCGGAAAUUUCAAGGUUUUGCUGUUAAAGCAAACGGUUUCUACACCACUGUUAUGGGAGAGACAGCCAGACUGGACGUUUUGUGGAUGAUUUUUGAGCCAAUAACAGACUGAAGAAUUUCCAUGAAACCAGCACUAUGAGAAUAGCUGACAACUUCCCGCCAUCAAAAAGUUCUGUUGCGACAGUUGACGCCGAAAACUCGACGUUCCAUUUACAAUGGGCUUUCAUUGUCGCAGCUGUUUGCGGUGGGUUGCUGUUUAGCAUGCUCGUGGUUCUUCUUGUGUGGCGAUCGCGUGUCCGGUGUAAAAGUUGCCCUAAUGAAAACAACAACCUGCCCGAGAGAACAAUAUCACGCGUGUCUUUUAAAAUCCCACAGCCUAAAAUCGAACCGAUCCUCAUUCCCACGCAGUCACGAUAUCCACAGAAAGAAAAUGACGAGUUUGAACCAUUCCUAGAUCCUGAGAUUUACAGAGAAGAAGUGACAGGGGAAGGAUCGCCAUUCCAAGGCUCAGCUAGACUCUGUUUCUCUUUAUCUUACGACAAAUUCAGCGAGGAGCUCAAAGUCUGUCUCAUUCGAGCCACUCGUUUAACACCAAUCGGAGAAAACGUCACGGUUACACCAUACGUAAAGAUAUUUCUUCUUCCAGACAAAAAGCGAAAAGCUCAGUCAAGAGUGCUGCGCAGAACAUCCAAUCCACAGUUCCAUGAAGACUUUGUUUUUAUGGUUUCACCGGUAGAUCUACCAAACAGAACUCUUGAAUUUACAGUCUGUGAAUUCGAUCGAUUUUCCCGUCAGCAGGUUAUCGGUCACGUGAGAUAUCCUUUAAGAGAUGUGAAUGAUUUGAACUCAGUACAAGGGACAGGAGAGAUCUGGGUUGAUAUCAACAAUGAGGAUCUAAAGAGUGGAGUAGACAAAGGGGAACUACUGUUUUCUCUGCAGUAUCUACCUACCUCAUGUAGACUUACAGUAGCUGUCCUCAAAGCUAAAGAAUUAAAAUUGAACGGAGAAGACACAGAUUUGGGUAAGUUCUGUGACGAAGAUCCGAAAAUGUGGGUGAAAACCGGCUGGCAGUCAAAGCUUUCUUUAAUUUCUUCCUCUAAUAUCUUAAUGCAUGCAUCAAAUUUGAGCAAAUAUAUGACUGUAAAUAAAUGAAAAUCAUAUAUGUGAACUGCGGUUGAAGAAAUGAAUAUGGAAACGAUCCUCGCAGCUAUGAGCCAUGAACGUACGGGAUUUGAACACAUGCGAUAAUGGUGCAGCGUUCUACCAACUAAGCUAGUAAGCCAACUGGGAGC